UUAGUUUUAUCCCGCAUUUGCCUCGCACAUCAUAUGCGGGAAAAAGGCUAAAAACGUCCCCGAGAAAUGGCUUAGCCUUUUUAGCAAACUGCACACGCAAUGCCUUCUCAAUUCUCAUGCCUUUCCAUCCUUCGCUGACUCGCGCCCCUGCCUCCGACAAGCUGCCGUCCAUCGUCACCCUCCUCAAGUCCUGCAAGAACUCCGCCCACAUCCACCAGCUGCACGCCCAGAUCAUCGUCAUGGGGCUCGAGCAGGACCAGUUCGUGGCUUCCCACUUCGUCUGCCUCUCCUACUCCCUCUCUUCUCUCGCCUACUGCUCUCGCUUCUUCGGCGGCAUCCUCGACCCGAGCCCCGUCCUUUGGAACUCGCUCGUCAAAGGGUACUGCGAGAGAGCCUCCUGGGUCGAGACGCUCUCGGUUUUCGGGCGCAUGAGGAGAGCCGGAGCCGUGCCCGACAAGUUCACGUACCCGUCGGUCUUGAAAUCUUGUGCCGGCGGGUCGAGGGUGAGAGAAGGGAGGGCGGUUCACGGGGGUGUCGUGAAGAGUGGUCUCGACGGGGAUGUGUUCGUGGGCACGAGUUUGGUUGAUUUGUACGGCAAGUGUGGCGAGAUAGUGUGCGCGCGGAAGGUGUUUGAUGCAAUGCCCCAGCGAAGUGUGGUUUCUUGGACGGCUAUGGUGGUCGGUUACAUCGGUGCUGGGGAUUUGGUUGAGGCGAGGAGACUUUUUCGGGAAAUGCCGCUGAGAAAUGUGAAGUCUUGGAAUGCGAUGAUCACUGGGCUUGCCAGAGUGGGUGAUCUGAGGAGUGCUAGGGAACUUUUCGAGGAAAUGCCUGAGAGGAACGUGGUUACUUUCACUGCAAUGAUUGACGGGUAUGCAAAGGCUGGGGAUAUGGUGUCGGCAAGGGCUUUGUUUGAGCAAGCGCCUGUGAGGGAUAUGUUCGCUUGGUCGUCAAUGAUAUCGGGAUAUGCACAAAAUGGUCUACCAAAUGAAGCUGUGAAGGUUUUUGUUGAGAUGGUGUCAAAGAAUAUCAAGCCUGAUGAGUUCACGUUGGUUGGCCUGAUGUCGGCUUGUUCCCAAGUGGGUUGUGGGAAGUUAGCCAAGUGGGUCGAUUCUUAUUUAAGCGAGAGUUCAAUUGCUCUCGAGACAGCUCAUGUUGUUGCAGCUCUAAUAGACAUGAAUGCAAAAUGUGGGAACAUUGAGAGAGCUACAGAAUUGUUCGAAACAUUGCCUAAACGAGACAUCAUUUCCUACUGUUCCAUGAUACAGGGGCUAUCGAUGCAUGGAUGCGGGGUAUUGGCAGUGAACCUCUUCACUAGGAUGCUCCAGGAAGAUAUUAAUCCUGAUGAGGUGGCCUUCACGGUUAUUUUAACUGCUUGUAGCCGUGCUGCACUGGUAGAUGAGGGUUUGCAAUUCUUUGAGAUGAUGAAAAAUGAGUACUCCAUAGUCCCCUCCCCUGAUCAUUUUGCAAUCAUGGUCGACCUCCUUAGUCGGUCAGGACGGCUAAAUGCAGCUUACGAGCUAUUGAACACAAUGCCCAUGGAGCCCAAUGCUUGCGCAUGGGGUGCACUUCUCGGGGCCAGUAAGUUGCAUGGUGACCUUGAGUUAGGGGAGGUGGUUGCUCGGAGACUUUUUGAGCUUGAGCCCCAAAAUGGUGGAAACUAUGUGCUUCUCUCCAACAUAUACGCCGCUGCGGAUCGGUGGGUGGAUGUUUCUCUUCUCCGGAAUCAAAUGAAGGAGAGGGGAGUUAGAAAAGUCCCUGGCUGCAGCUGGAUUUCUUAGUAACCAAUUUCACCAUUACAUCACUUAAGCAUGUCAUGCCUUCUAAAAUUUGGUGCAUGGCAUUUCGGAUUUGAGAAGAAUUACACAGUGGAGUUAGGGUCUAGGUGUUCAACUCAUAUUGGAGAAAGUGAGCUUAGAUGCAUUAGUUCAGUAUUCUUCGCAAUCUGAUGUCUAAAACCACUUCGGUUUGCAGGGAAGUGAAAGUCAUACAGUUGGGAAACUACUAAUGUUUACUUGAUUGUUUUGAAACCUGUCUCUGUUCAAAACACUUUUGAGUUCAUCUCAGUAGCAACUCUCAUUUUUUUUUAACUGUUGAGUGUUCGCCACUACCGUGUUCUUGAAUUUUGCUUCAAGAGAAAGUUGAGGAAACUCUAAAUAUAUUUAUUUUUAUCACAUUUUCUUGCUCACUGUUGGUACUUUUAGAUUUGCCAGAUCUAAAUCAAGCCAAGUACAUGCUGAGUAAUCGAGCAAUGGAUUUUUUUGAUCCCUGCUAAAAUUGGAAAAUGUGGGUCUUCCCUGGUUACGCCGUACUUGUCAUCCAUAGUCCACAACGACAGACUCAAGAGAGCCAAUUUAACUGGAAAAGGGGCGGGUUUGGCCACUCUGAUGCCCACGGAGAGUCUAUUGAGCUCAUGAUACCCAUCAUUGGCACAAAGGAUUGUUGAGUCCUGUAAGUACUCACCUUCUCGAAGUAGCAAAGGGAAAACCAGUUUCAGUGGGGUAGCUGGCUGCUAUUCUUUGGGAAAUGAAUGAGAUACCAUCGCCAAGAGUGAAGGAGGAAUCAGAAGAAAGAAGGUUGAAGAAGGAGGGAAGCGGGAGAGAGAGGAUUGUCAGCUCUGUGCAAUAAGGUUUUUACCCUCCACAUUCAUCCGAUCCAUCUCACAGUCCUUUUUCAGAAGGGAUGGAUCGAUCUGGAAGAGGCAGUCACAGGAGAAUAUUACCAUCCUUUUCCCAAAGGCUUAGGGUGACAGAGCAAAAUGGUGGCGCUCUUGGUUCUAUUAGCAACAGCAGUUUAAUGGAGGUAAAGAUCUCUUCUUCGAAAGUGCUGACAGAAAACAAAUCUCGAGCCCAGACACCUCGUGGUCAGAUUGUAGGAGUAAAGACUCGUUUUAAGGAUGUCAGCUAUGCUUUGACCACAUCAAAGAGCAGCUGAAGAUUAUAUGUUUCAAGUGGGCCCAUGAAGAUUGGCAGUCAUCAACAUGUCCAUUGUGUCAGCUUUGCAUGCUGAACUUCAGGGGG
Messenger RNA from Syzygium oleosum, 3017 nucleotides. Its product is annotated as putative pentatricopeptide repeat-containing protein At5g37570. Bases 117 to 1778 code for a protein of 553 amino acids. NCBI's taxonomy places the organism in Eukaryota, Viridiplantae, Streptophyta, Magnoliopsida, Myrtales, Myrtaceae. Gene Ontology annotation, biological process: RNA modification. The record is from RefSeq and is a predicted model, not a curated record. Gene Ontology annotation, molecular function: protein binding; RNA binding. The transcript has 3 exons.